AUUCAACAGUUAAAAACUCAUGUAACCAAAGCUUUACAUCGGCCGACACACCACUGGUCCAUAUGGUGGCGGCCGGCAGCGCAGGCUUUGUCUCGUGUACGGCCACUAAUCCCAUUUGGUUUGUCAAGACUCGACUCCAAUUGGAUCAGAGCAAAUACGGGGCAAAAACUGCCUGGAAUUGCAUUAAAGACAUAUACAGACAAUCAGGAGUCAUCGGCUUUUAUAAAGGCAUUACUGCCUCUUAUUUCGGAAUCAGUGAAACGAUUAUACAUUUUGUUAUUUACGAAUUCAUUAAAACAAAGCUAACGGAAAUACAGGUGCGGCGCCCACACCAGUCCGAACGAACGACUGGCUUAUAUUUUGUACAAUAUAUGGCUGCCGGUGCCGUCUCUAAGUCAUUCGCAUCCAUACUGGCCUACCCUCACGAAGUGGCGCGGACUCGACUCCGAGAAGAAGGCAACAAAUAUCGGAGUUUUAUUCAAACUUUAUAUCUCGUAUGGCGUGAAGAGGGAGUCAAGAAUGGUUUAUAUCGA
Messenger RNA from Oppiella nova, 533 nucleotides. The record is from the annotation of a GenBank genome assembly. Lineage: Eukaryota; Metazoa; Arthropoda; Arachnida; Sarcoptiformes; Oppiidae.